UACUUGGGGAACGUUCACUUGUAGUCAAAACAAAAAUGAAGGUUUUGCUGAUAGUUGCCGUUGUUGUACUGGCUGCUGCUGCGGAGGACGUAGAUGAGUCAAAAUUGGUUCCUCUGCCAGAAGAAAUAGGAAAGCUUCUAACUGUUAAACAAGAAUGUGCGAAAAAAAUUGCUAUUAGCGAGGAAACGCUGAAGAAAUUGGAGACUGAUGAAUUUCCGGUAACAGAUGAGACAGAAGCACAAGCCAGGUGCUUCUUAGAAGGAAUCGGCAUUUUGAAUGACGAAGGCAAAUUCGACAAAGAGGGAUUUGUCCUGAGCUUGGAAUCGUUAAUUCCCGAAGACAAGAUACAAGAAAUCGUUGACAAAUGCUACGAUGAAGAAGGAACAGCUCUAGAGUUGAGUAAAUGUGUAAAGCAAGAACUAGAUGCGAUAGCGUCAGGAUGAGGAGAUGUGCGAUUAACUUAAUUGUUAUAACGAAUGAUACUUCAUCAAUAAAGUGGGUUUGAUAAUAUUCA
This is a messenger RNA of Leptinotarsa decemlineata (Colorado potato beetle), 514 nucleotides long. RefSeq lists its product as uncharacterized. Gene Ontology annotation, molecular function: odorant binding. The record is from RefSeq and is a predicted model, not a curated record. Lineage: Eukaryota; Metazoa; Arthropoda; Insecta; Coleoptera; Chrysomelidae. Gene Ontology annotation, biological process: sensory perception of smell.